This is a messenger RNA of Nyctereutes procyonoides (raccoon dog), 1428 nucleotides long. It is a transcript of the gene WFDC3, whose product is annotated as WAP four-disulfide core domain 3. The record is from RefSeq and is a predicted model, not a curated record. The transcript is spliced from 7 exons. Lineage: Eukaryota; Metazoa; Chordata; Mammalia; Carnivora; Canidae. The coding region runs from base 533 to 1207 and encodes 224 amino acids. Gene Ontology annotation, cellular component: extracellular region. Gene Ontology annotation, molecular function: peptidase inhibitor activity. Gene Ontology annotation, biological process: innate immune response; antibacterial humoral response.
CUUUACACCCAUCCCCGUAACAACUUUACGAGGCAGGCACUAAUCAUCUCCAUUUUACAGAAGAGGAAACUGGAGCUCAGAGGUGACAGGACCGGCUCACAUCGCCUAGCCAGGAGGGCGGCACAGAAUUUGAAUCCGGGUGGUCGGACUGCGAAAACGCCAACGCCCUGGGCAGCACCAGCCGCCGCGUUCUCUCGCCCGCGGGCCAGGGUCCCGGGAGCCCGAGGCCCAGCCGGCCCGAGCCCAGGCCCAGCCCCAGCCCCAGCCCCGGCCUUCCCGGGGGCGCCCUCACCAGUUUGAUCACCGUCAUCACAUGUGCCCUUUGGGAGUGCCAGGCAUUUUCCCACACAACAGCAACCACUUUUCUUCUUGUUGGGAGAAGACGUCCUUGGGGAAUAUUGCGAAAGGGAAGACUUUGGGGCUGGGUUUGGGCCAGUCUCCUAGUCCUGCCCUUCCCUUGAUUGAUGCUCUGGGUGAGGUGUACACCUCCGGCCUGGACUGAGCACUCAUCUCAACUCUCCACACCAUCAUCAUGUCUAGCUGCUGCUUCUUCCUGAAGGCACUUCUUGCUCUUGGGUCCCUGACAUCCUGGGUGGCUGCAGGAGAGCAUGUGAAAGAAGGAGAAUGCCCUCCUGAUAAGAAUCCAUGUAAAGAGCUGUGCCAGGGGGAUGAAUCGUGUCUGGCUGGGCAGAAGUGCUGCAGCACUGGCUGUGGUCGGGUCUGCCAAGGAGGCAUUCCAGAGGGGAGGAAAGGAGAUUGCCCCAGGGCUGCUCAGAAACAAUCCUGUUUUCAAAGGUGCGUCACUGAUGAGACUUGUCCGGGUAUAAAGAAAUGCUGCACGUUUGGCUGCAACAAGAGCUGUGUGGUCCCAGUCCCUAAGCCAAAGCUGGAGUCUGGUGGUGAAUGUCCUGCUGACCCCCUUCCAUGUGAGGAGCUGUGUGACAGGGAUGAAUCCUGUCCCCAGGGGCAAAAAUGCUGUAGCACCGGCUGUGGGCACGCCUGCCGCGGAGACAUUAAGGGAGGGCGGGGUGGUGAUUGUCCAAACAUUUUGGUGGGCCUGUGCAUUGUUGGCUGCAUGAUGGAUGAGAACUGCCAGGCUGGGGCAAAAUGCUGCAAGUCAGGCUGCGGCCGCUUCUGUUUCUCUCCAGUUCUGCCACCGGAACCAGCCAUGAACUCCAACUGGACCUCAGGUCUGAUUCUGCAUUAGAGAGCCCGAUGCCUUAGCUGUCCUGAUUUAUCCUGAGCUGCUUGGUGACUGCAGGGGGCUUGUUCUGGCUGCCAGGAGAGGGUGAUGCCCUGGGGCUGUGAGCCUUGUGGGGGCUCUCGUGGCCCUCUUUGCUCUGCUCCUGCUGCUGCCUUGAGCAUGGGAAACAGAGUUGUGGGUUUGGGCAAUGGUGUGCAAUGUCCCCAAUAAAGACUUUGCUCACC